Phytomonas sp. Hart1 is the source of this 1098-nucleotide messenger RNA. The record is from the annotation of a GenBank genome assembly. NCBI's taxonomy places the organism in Eukaryota, Euglenozoa, Kinetoplastea, Trypanosomatida, Trypanosomatidae.
AUGCGAGCUUCUGUAGUGGCAACUCCACCUUUUCUUGUGGAUGUCGCGGUCAAUCUGACAGACUGCGUUUUCCGCGGGGUGGGUUGGAAUGGCAAGCGACUGCACGAGGAUGAUUUUGAUUAUAUUUUACGGCGUGCCGCUGCCAAAGGUGUCCAUCAAAUGAUUAUAACGGGAACCAGCCUUCCGCAGUGCGAAAAGGCCAUUCGUCUAUGUCGUCAAUAUCCCGGGGUGCUUUUUUGUACGGUGGGUGUCCACCCCGCCCACACCGCGGAAUUUACCCGGCCUCUCGAUUUAGCGGCGAUUGGGCGGCUUGUCGACGAUGAAGCCGCCGUUAUCCUGCCAGGGGUGAACCCGAAUCCGAUUUCCGAAACCGAAGAAGCGAACGCGCAGGCUCGCCUGCGGUACCUCUUUGACUUAGUUGAACGCAAUCGUGAUGUGGUCGUCGGUGUUGGUGAGAUCGGGCUCGAUUAUGCCGAACUGUCCUGCUGCCCACGUGAAAUCCAGGAACGGUAUUUUAUCGAGCAACUUCGGCAUUUCGCCCCGCUCGGACUGCCCUUUAUUUUUCAUUCUCGCGAGUGCGGGAUGCGAUUGGUGGAGGUGUUAAACGCGGCGAGGGAUGCGCUGUCCCCCUUCGGCCCUCCCCUCCGCGGGGUCGUGCACAGCUUUAACGGAUCCCACGAAGAGCAAGCGGCGUGGUUGAAAAUGGGCUUUUACCUCAGCCUCAACGGCAGCGCGUUUCGCGAGGAGAAACUUGCAAGGCGGCUCGUUUCGCACCUCCCGCGCGAGAGGCUUUUGCUGGAAACGGAUGCCCCUUGGUGCGAUCUCCGCCGCGGCGAUUACGGCGCCUCGUUUCUUUCCACCACCUUCGAUACGACCGCGCGAAGGGCGCCUUUUGAGCUGGGGAAAUGCGUGGAGCGGCGAAAUGAGCCCUGCCAUCUCGUCCAAAUCCUCGAGGCGUAUCUCGGCGCGAGGAAGGAUGCCAUACAGAAAAAGGAGUUUUCAUCCCAAGGGGAGUCGUCCUUAACUUGCGAGGAGUUCACUAAGGAAGAACUCACGCGUGUUUUGCAUGAAAAUGUAAAGGCGCUUUUUGGUUUGUAA